AUGCCUGGCCUGGCCGGGCAGGUAGUGGCUGUCCAGGGGGUGUGGACACGGCCGGACGCCCCCCCGCCCCCACCAAGGACGAGCACGUCCCUCCUCAGUGACAUCUGUGCCCCUGGGGACGUGCUGUGGGGGCUGGUGACGGAAGAUGGGCCCGGGGGCCCCCUCACGGACCUGUCCCAGCUCAUCACCAUCCAUGUGAACGGCGCCCCCUGGAGUCCCUCUGUGGACCGGAGAAAACCCAAGAUUACUGCCUCCCGCAAACUCCUGCUGAAGAGCCUGAUGCUGGCCAAGGCCAAGGAGUGCUGGGAGCAGGAACUCGAGGACCGAGAGGCUGAGAAGAAGUGCUACCUGGCCGAGCGCAUCCCGGCGCUGCAGACCCGAGGCCUGUCCCUCAGCGCCCUGCAGGUGCGCGUGGGGGCGGGGCUCCCGACGGGACCGCAGGACCAGCUGCAGGAGCUCAAACUGGCCGGCUCAAAGCUCCGUCCUUUACAAGUGGCUCCUCCCUUACCUGGUCUUCACAGCCCCGUGUGGCGGGGUCGGGCUGGGGUGGGGCGUUGGGUCCCAUUUUACAGGCGGGAAGGGAGCCUCAGCAGGGAGAAGGGUGUUGCUUGGGGGGGCGCUGAGCAGGCGACAGGGCGUGUAUCAGACCAGCGUGACGGUGCAGAGCGGGGAGCUGGGCAACGCUUGGGAGGGCCCGUUUCUCCAGACUUGCCCGUCCGUCCCCUGCAAACAGGCCUUUAAUGUUUUUAUAACAUUGGUAAGAGUUUAAACACCAGUGACUGCAGAGUGAAGGGACCGGAAGGAAAUACAGAUCUCCUUUGACUUACGAUGGGGUUAUGUCCCAAGAAACCCAUCGUCGGGUGAAACUAUCGUAGGUCCAAAGUGCACCGUCUACACCUCACCCAGCGCACAUCACCGCUCACCUGGCCCAGCUUGACCAUGUGAGGACCGCUCACAUUAGCUGAAAGUUGGGCUAAAUCAACGAACACAAAGCCUAUUUUAUAAUAACGAGUUGAAUAGCUCAUGUAAUUCACUGAAGAUGAAAAAGCAGGUGGUUGUCUGGUACAGAAUGGUUUUAAGUGUGUCGGUGGUCACCCUCAUGAGCGCGGGGCUGCCGGGAGCUGGGGCUGCACUGCCCAGCACGGAACAUCACUAGCCCCGGAAUGAUUAAAAUUCAAAAUUCCAAGUAUGGUUUCUACUGAAUUUGUGUUGCUUUCGCACCAUCAUAAAGGCAAAAAAACCAUAGGCUGAACCAUCGUUAAGUCAGGGACCAUUUUUAAAAAAAGAUAUUUAUUUACUUAUUUUGGCUGUGCCAGGUCUUAGCUGUGGCAUGCGGGAUCUAGUUCCCCGACCAGGGACGGAACCCAGGCCCCCUGCACUGGGAGCUCGGAGUCUUACCCACUGGACCACCAGGGAAGUCCCACCAUUUGUAGACCAACAUGUCACCGAUGGUUACCUCCGGGCGGUAACCUAUGUUAUUACUGCCUGGUGGUAAUAAUUCCUAUUUUAUUAUUAAUUAAAUAAUAAUUAUUAUUAUCACGAAUUAUUCCUCUUUUAUUAUUAUUAGUAGUAGUAGUAGUUUUUUGGGGUUUGUUUAGGCUGCACCGUGUGGCAGGCGGGAUCUUAGCUCCAUCGAACCUGUGUCCCCUGUAUUGGGAGCACAGAGUCUUAAUCACUGGACCGCUAGGGAAGUCCCCUUAUUUUAUUAUUU
This is a messenger RNA of Physeter macrocephalus (sperm whale), 1711 nucleotides long. RefSeq lists its product as uncharacterized. Gene Ontology annotation, cellular component: troponin complex. The transcript has 5 exons. The record is from RefSeq and is a predicted model, not a curated record. Bases 1 to 741 code for a protein of 246 amino acids. Lineage: Eukaryota; Metazoa; Chordata; Mammalia; Artiodactyla; Physeteridae.